AAAUUCUAAUUCAAAAUUCAAUCCCCCAAACAAAAUGUAAUUUACAAUUCUAAUUUUAAAAUUAAAAUAAUAAAAAUAUAUAAAAAAGCUAAAUAAUAAACCAAGUUAAUUUACAACCCUAAUUUCAAAAUUCAAUCUCAAUUCCCCUUCCCCACCCGCCAAGUCCAACCCCGACCUUCACCGCAGCCGCGCGCAACCUCCGACGACCACCGCACCGACGCCGUCUCGACGCAACGCCACUGCCCAUCGCCGGCCUCCCUCCUUCACACUAAAAUCGCAGAAGAAAAUUAAAGAAGAAAGGGAGGACAGAGGCGAGUAGAGUAGAAGAUAGAAGUAGAAAUUCAGUUGCUAAUCUGAAGUGAAAGCUUGAAACAAUUUUAUGAUUCUGGUGCGCUUCUUCUUCCUUUCGUGACAUCGCUGCGUUCAGUCACCCUUUCCUUCCCCCAUUUCUUCUUCUUCGUCGUCACUCACGAUUCACCAUCACCGACCGCCGUCCGUCCAGCCACCGAGAAGCCUCGACUUUUUUAGAAACUGAAAAAGUAAAGCUUGAAGUAACAGGCUGCCAUCGUCGACGUAUAAGAGCAGCGAUGAAAAUGAAGGGUGAUCAUGUUUCAGCUCACAUACUCAACAAAACCUCCAAAUUCACAAAUUGCAGAGCCCUUCCAAAGCCCCUAUCCACCAUCUCCCCAUUGCCAUCGGCGAUAGAUCCGGCCACAGUCACUAAUCUAAUCCUCAAAUCCGACAACCCGGAAUCACUAACAGAAACAUUCCAUAGUAUCGGCGAAUGGCCCUCUGUUUUAGUCCAAACAAUCCUCAAACGCCUUUGGAACAAUGGCUUCAAGGCCCUCCAAUUCUUCAACAUCCUCGAAAACCAUCCUUCCUAUUCCCAUUCAGCUGCUGAAUUCGACUAUGCUAUUGAUAUUGCGGCGCGGCUGAGGGAUUACAAAGCUAUGUGGAUGCUUGUUGGAAGGAUGAGAUCCAGGAAGUUGGGUCCCAACCCGAAAACUUUUUCUAUUAUAAUUGAACGAUUUGUAUCUGCUGGGAAAGCUGAUAAGGCGCUGAAGAUAUUUCUGUCUAUGCACGAACAUGGCUGCCAACAAGAUUUGAGUUCGUUUAAUGCUUUUCUUGAUGUGCUGUGCAAGUCGAAUCGUGCAGAGAUGGCGUAUCGGUUGUUUAAAAUCUUUAGGGGGAGAUUUAGGGCUGAUGUGAUUAGUUACAACAUUCUUGCGAAUGGUUUUUGUUUGAAAAAGCAAACUCCGCGAGCGUUGGAAGUUAUGAAGGAAAUGGUUGAGAGGGGUUUGGAGCCUACAUUGACGACGUACAACAUAUUGCUGAAAGGGUAUUUUAGAGCCGGACAAAUUAAGGAAGGGUGGUUAUUUUUCUUACAGAUGAAGAGUAGACACGUCGAGGCUGAUGUUGUUAGCUACACAACAGUGGUUCACGGGCUCGGCGUUGUGGGUGAGGUUGAGAGGGCAAGAAAGGUUUUUUAUGAGAUGGUGGGUGUCGGGGUGUUGCCCUCGGUUUCUACAUACAAUGCUUUGAUACAAGUGUUGUGUAAAAAAGAUACAGUGGAAAAUGCUAUUGUAGUUUUUGAAGAGAUGCUGAGGAAGGGUUAUGUGCCGAAUGCAACCACCUACAACUUAAUAAUUAGAGGUUUGUGUCAUGCCGGGAAAAUGGCUUUGGCUAUCGAAUAUAUGGACAAAAUGAAAGAUGAUUGUGAGCCAACCAUUCAGACCUUUAACCUCGUCAUUCGGUACUAUUGCGACGAUGGAGAAAUUGAGAAAGCGUUGGAGCUGUUUGAAAAGAUGAAAGCUGGGGAUACGUGUUUGCCUACUUUAGAUACAUACAAUGUUUUAAUUAGUGCAAUGUUUGUGAGGAAGAAGCCGGAGGAUUUGUUGAUUGCCGGGAAGCUGUUGAUAGAAAUGAUUGAGUGCGGAUUUUUGCCUCGAAGAUUUACUUUUAAUCGUGUUCUGAAUGGGCUUAUGUUGACUGGGAAUCAAAAAUAUGCUCAAGAAAUAUUGAGUAGGCAGGCCAAAUCUAGUCGGCUUCCUCGUCAUUUUAGAUUGUGAGUUUGCCAACCUUCCCGUCAGUAGUUGAUGAAGGAGAUUUUGCAGUGAAAGUUGUUUAAACUUGAAGACCAUGGAAGAAAUGUCGAAUUUGAGAAAGCAGCUUCUUCUUUAGCAGGAGUUUUACCUUAUUAUGAUGCUAUGGCCUAUCAUGUCUGGAUGAAGAAGAUUCUUCAUGUGGUAAGUUGAGAAUGUCGUGGAAAGAAAAUCCAACAGAACUAUGGAUGAAAGAUUCGAAGAUAGGUUUUUAUGGAAAAUGGAUGCCAAAGAAAAUUAAUAUGACGAAGAAGAUUGAGCACUGGCCCAGUAUUUACUCUGGCAUGGCUAGACUCCAAAAGCUCGCUCUCUGGAAAAUCCCUUUACUGUGAUUUUUUUCUGAGAACGUCUGCUCCAGGUGUCGUAUGAAAAAUCAGUUUUUUUAAGGAAUCAGAUCUGUUGUUUAAGGCCGGCAAAGGAAUCAGGUCGGGUUCAGGUAAGCUAUAAACGGAUUAAAAAUUCUUUGAUCUGACUCUAACCAAUUUAAUUAAACAGGUUGAUAUUGCAAUAUUUGUAAUCUUAAUAUAAUUUUUUAUUAAUCUGAUCAAAUUGAAUGUGACAUGUAUAAUCUGUUUAAGUCUAAAAUUUUUAAGUUUUGAUUAUAAUUUUUAUUAGCAAAAUUUUCAAAUGCAUAAUAUAUUUACAUAUUUAAGCGAAAAAAACUAUUUAUUCGUAUCAUUAAAACAAAUAUUCAAGAGCCAGAU
This is a messenger RNA of Andrographis paniculata, 2806 nucleotides long. Its product is annotated as pentatricopeptide repeat-containing protein At1g74900, mitochondrial. The transcript has 5 exons. The coding region runs from base 588 to 2069 and encodes 493 amino acids. Gene Ontology annotation, molecular function: protein binding. Lineage: Eukaryota; Viridiplantae; Streptophyta; Magnoliopsida; Lamiales; Acanthaceae. The record is from RefSeq and is a predicted model, not a curated record.